AUGUUGAGACCCGCACAGUAUACAUCGGGAUCAACUGCGGAUGAAGACGAAUCUGUGACCUGCGAUGUAGACGAUUCUGUGGACUGCGAUGUUGAAGAUUCUGUGACCUGCGACGUAGAAGAUUCUGUGGACUGCGAGGUGGAAGAAUCAGUGGGUGUAGCUGUUGAGGAAUCUGUGGCCUGCGAUGUAGAUGAUACUGUGACCGGUGAUGUAGACGAUUCUGUAGACUGCGAGGUGGAAGAAUCAGUGGGUGUAACUGUAGAAGAAUCUGUGGCCUGGGAUGUAGAAGAUUCUGUGACCUGCGAUGUAGACGAUUCUGUGGACUGCGAUGUUGAAGAUUCUGUGACCUGCGACGUAGAAGAUUCUGUGGACUGCGACGUGGAAGAAUCAGUGGGUGUAGCUGUUGAGGAAUCUGUGGCCUGGGAUGAAGACGAAUCUGUGACCUGCGAUGUAGACGAUUCUGUGGACUGCGAUGUUGAAGAUUCUGUGACCUGCGACGUAGAAGAUUCUGUGGACUGCGAGGUGGAAGAAUCAGUGGGUGUAACUGUUGAAGAAUCUGUGGCCUGCGAUGUAGAAGAUUCUGUGACCUGCGAUGUAGACGAUUCCGUGACCUGCGACGUAGAAGAUUCUGUGGACUCCGAGGUGGAAGAAUCAGUGGGUGUAGCUGUUGAGGAAUCUGUGGCCUGCGAUGUAGAUGAUACUGUGACCGGUGAGGUAGACGAUUCUGUAGACUGCGAGGUGGAAGAAUCAGUGGGUGUAACUGUCGAAGAAUCUGUGGCCUGGGAUGUAGAAGAUUCUGUGACCUGCGAUGUAGACGAUUCUGUGGACUGCGAUGUUGAAGAUUCUGUGACCUGCGACGUAGAAGAUUCUGUGGACUGCGACGUGGAAGAAUCAGUGGGUGUAGCUGUUGAGGAAUCUGUGGCCUGGGAUGAAGACGAAUCUGUGACCUGCGAUGUAGACGAUUCUGUGGACUGCGAUGUUGAAGAUUCUGUGACCUGCGACGUAGAAGAUUCUGUGGACUGCGAGGUGGAAGAAUCAGUGGGUGUAGCUGUUGAGGAAUCUGUGGCCUGCGAUGUAGAUGAUUCUGUGGACUGCGAGGUGGUAGAAUCAGUGGGUGUAGCUGUUGAAGAAUCUGUGGCCUGCGAUGUAGAUGAAUCUGUGACCUGCGAUGUAGAUGAUACUGUGACCGGUGAUGUAGACGAUUCUGUGGACUGCGGGGUGGAAGAAUCAGUGGGUGUAACUGUUGAAGAAUCUGUGGCCUGCGAUGUAGACGAAUCUGUGGACUGUGGGGUGGACGAUUCAGUGGGUGUAAUUGUUGAAGAAUCUGUGAUCUGUGGGGUGGAAGAAUCAGUGGGUGUAAUUGUUGAAGAAUCUGUGGACUGCGAUGUAGACGAAUCUGUGGACUGCGAUGUAGACGUUUCUGUGGUUUGCGAUGUAGCCGAUUCUGUGGUCUGUGAAGUUGGCGAAUCAGUGGGCCCCACCGUUGUGGUACUUACACAGGAUGGCUGGAAUAAAAAUAUGGAAGAUUAA
This is a messenger RNA of Drosophila virilis, 1530 nucleotides long. The record is from RefSeq and is a predicted model, not a curated record. NCBI's taxonomy places the organism in Eukaryota, Metazoa, Arthropoda, Insecta, Diptera, Drosophilidae.